AUUUAUAGAGCACUUUCAAACAUCUUGAAUGUUACUGUGAUUUUUAACCACAUAAUCUUUUAGACAUGUGUUUGGUGAAUCAGGAUUUGACUCCAUGAUCAAUGACUUAAAAAGUCUCCGCAAGCUCCUUCGGAUAAAAUGGUCAAAGUGGUGGUUGUCCUGUCUUUCCUACUGUUUUGUUGGGCGGAUAGCACACACCUUGUUUUCCAGCCAUCGUUCAUUAUUGCCACUGGACCGAGAAUCACAACAUUUUUACUUGGAAACAUAAAAGACGUCUCUCUGAAUGUACGCAAAGUAUUUCCAUCUAACGUAACAGGAAGCAUCGACCCUCCAUCGUGUGCAGCUAACGAAACUUUGUGGAUUGUCACAAAGGAACUGGUUGGAACGAAUGCACUCCGGGUUAAUCUGCAGUUAAAUAAAAGCCUGCAUUUGUGUGGUGAUAACGAAACCGACUGCUGUCCAAAGCCGAUGUGUGUCCUCGAGAGCCUGCAGGUAUCUGCCUGUGUGGCCAACGCGGUUCAGGCAUCAUUGCUGAUACAGGCCAAGAUUCAUGCUCAUUUGAUUUCUGCUUUUCCUACAACAGACAAUCAAACGGUCAUUCCAAACCAAGUGUAUGAACCUCUGGGCUCCUGUCCAUGUGACCUCACUGCUAGGACCUGUGAUAUCCGCUGUUGUUGUGACAAGGACUGUUCGCCUGAAGAGUUGAUGCUGUUCCAGUCACACUGUCACCCAGGACCCUUUGGUGGGCAGCUCCCUCUGGUUCCAGACUAUCACUGCUCUGCGCAAAGAGACAACUCCCCAGAUUGGUUCCCCUUUCUGUGUGUCAUCUCCCCACCAGAAAACAACCCAUAUCUGGGACUGUUCUACAAUGGAGACAAAAUAAUACCAAAGCCUCGCCCCUCCUUCCAAAUCCCUGUUUUGUCUGAACCAGUUUUUAAUACCUACAGACAAGGAAAUCCCAUUUUUACUUUGGAUGAUCAAUUGUUCACUAUUCCCCAGAUGGCAAUUGGACACUGUGUUGACAAUGCUCCUGUAGCCUUUUUGGAGAAUUUUAGUCACAAAUGUGUAAACCUGCUGAACUCUUGUCCAACUGCUUUCCCUUUUCGAACACUUGCAUCAGAUUUAAGAGUUCGAGUGAACAAUGGACAAGGAGGUGAUGUCACGGUCAUAGUCAGAGAUGAAUUGAUAGGGGAUUUGAGUCAAUUCCUGUCAAAUGCAGUUGUUAAUCCAGAUGAAAGCCUGGUCUGUGACAAUGUCACCUUGGCGUUGGAUUACACAUUCUACUGGAAAAGAAAUCACAUCACAAAAGUCAUCCUGAUACGCUCUGUCGGAACAGUCAUUUUCAAAGGAAGCGUGGACUUAACUACGAGGUAUUCUGCUGUUUUCCUGACGAGAGAUUAUGUGGGAGAGUCCAACUCGGGGAAUCCAGGUUAUCAAGUGGGAAAGCCCGUCAUUGCCGGAAUUAAGCGCACACAGAACACUGCUUUCUCUGUUCAGAGGACAUCAAUCAAUCUCUGGAAACCAGUGCGUGAUGGGCUAUGUUUCACUGCUGAGAAACAACCAGUUCUGUUCGCUAUGAAUUCAACAUCAGGAUGUCAUUUACAUGUCAGCCUCCAAAAUCUGACCCAGUGUGAUCUCCUCAGAGCCACUGUUGGUUCUUUGCAGACAAACAUGAUCACAGCCACAUAUGUUGCAAACAAAGGAAACCCAAAUUCUGAAAAAGAGGCAGACUGGGUCAAAAUAAGCUAUAUGAACUCGAGCAAUUCUUUGGAAGUUGGAGAUGGUUCGUGUGGUGGGAUUCCGUCCCACAUCCAUAUCUCCAUUUGGAGCCUAGUUACUGAGACGACUGAAGGAACUGCUCAAAGCAAUAUCCAAGCUAUACAAGUUCGGUCCACACUGUCCACAUGGACAUUAGACUGCGGAGGAGGGGAUUUGUCUCCAUGUGCAGAUCCUACAGAGACCCAGAUGUUUCAUGUGACUUCGUCAGUUACCUUUAUUGAGAUUCCAAUCCAUCAUGGACCUCCAAAAACCAGGUUCCAGAUAAACUUCACAGAGUAUGAUUGUAACAAAAAUGAUGUAUGUUGGCCUCAUCUUGCCUUCCCCUUGACCAAAUAUUACACUGGUGAACCACAUUCUCAGGCUUUGGCUAAAGGCCUAAUUUUGCUCUUCUUUUUCAUCGCUGCCUCACUUCUUGGGACUCCCUGGAGGCAAAUCCGGCAGGCAUGGAAUAGUUCUUCUCGUGCUGUAAUACGGGAUUACUGAAGAGAUGCUUGUGUGAUACAGUUAUCUAAGAACAGUUCUUACACUGGUUGUAGGUUUACUCUUUAGAUGUGUUAUCUAGAACAUGCUAUGUUCACACAGUUCAGAGAUUCACGUGCGUGCAAGCAAAUUAUGUCAACGUUCACCAUUAGAUAGCUAUCAUAUAGCAGAGCGCUUGAGGUGAACGCUCAGUUCUCCAGCCACCAGUCCCUAUUUCCUUACUUGGACUGUAAAGUUCUUUGUACUGUUGGUUCAUGUUUAUAUUGUGUAUAGUGGCAGGUGCACCAUUUUGUUCUGAAAUAAAAAAUGAGUUGAAUGUUA
Hippocampus zosterae (dwarf seahorse) is the source of this 2580-nucleotide messenger RNA. RefSeq names its product tectonic family member 2 (gene tctn2). The coding region runs from base 139 to 2262 and encodes 707 amino acids. The record is from RefSeq and is a predicted model, not a curated record. Gene Ontology annotation, biological process: cilium assembly; protein localization to ciliary transition zone; smoothened signaling pathway. Gene Ontology annotation, cellular component: MKS complex. Lineage: Eukaryota; Metazoa; Chordata; Actinopteri; Syngnathiformes; Syngnathidae. The transcript has 18 exons.